This is a messenger RNA of Arachis stenosperma, 834 nucleotides long. RefSeq lists its product as uncharacterized. The transcript has a single exon. The record is from RefSeq and is a predicted model, not a curated record. Lineage: Eukaryota; Viridiplantae; Streptophyta; Magnoliopsida; Fabales; Fabaceae. Bases 1 to 834 code for a protein of 277 amino acids.
AUGAAACGAGUGGAGAUGCAAUUUUAUAGAAUUCUGAUUUCUGUUGUUCGAGAUGGGGUGAAGUACGACUCCUUUAUGAUAGAUAGUGACAAUGAUUUACAAGUUUUGUUUCAUUGUCAUCGUCAGUUUUUCGAGGUGAGAACUCAUGAACUAUUGGGCAAGUUUGGGGACGUGGUCUCUAUUUCAGGAGAAUCAAAUCAGAAUCAUCAAUCAGUAGCAAUAGCAACAACCUCUAGUUCAACCCAUAUUGUUGCCUCUUCAUCUGUGUUUAUAAUUGCACCUGCGACAGUUUUGGUGGCAUCUUCAUCCUUUGCAGCUGAUCUAAACUGCAAUGACAUUGGAGAAAUCGGUGAUAAUCAAUCUUUCUGUAAAUAUGCUAUUGCGAUGACAGAUACUCCUGUUAUGAUCUCAAUAUCUAGGGAGGUUGGAGAACCAAAUACUGUGGAAGAUGUACUACAGAAUGACGAUGAUGUGGACUUAUCCAUGAUUGAUAAGUAUAGCGAUGAUGAUCUAGAAAAGAGUAUUCCAGUUAGGAGUAGUGGAACAUCGAGCUUGGGAACUCAGCAUUACCUCCCACACUUUUUGACUUUAAACUUGGAGGCCAUGACACAUGGGUUCCCAAAUGUAGAAUCCAAAUUUAGGGCCAAAGAUACACAAGAUACAACAGGUCUAGUUGAGUUCCAAGUUGGACAGCAAUUUCGAAAUAAAGAGGAAGUCUUCUUAUGUGUGAAGACUUAUGGCAUUCGACGUGGGGUUAAGUAUAGAAUGCCAGAAUCAGAUAUUGUCAAGUACUAUAGAAAGUAUAAGGAGUUUGAAAACUAUUGCAGACGGUGA